This is a messenger RNA of Ananas comosus (pineapple), 2548 nucleotides long. RefSeq names its product nuclear pore complex protein NUP85. Gene Ontology annotation, biological process: mRNA export from nucleus; protein import into nucleus; positive regulation of DNA-templated transcription. Bases 1 to 2169 code for a protein of 722 amino acids. The transcript has 18 exons. Gene Ontology annotation, cellular component: nuclear pore outer ring. NCBI's taxonomy places the organism in Eukaryota, Viridiplantae, Streptophyta, Magnoliopsida, Poales, Bromeliaceae. The record is from RefSeq and is a predicted model, not a curated record. Gene Ontology annotation, molecular function: structural constituent of nuclear pore.
AUGCCUGGACGACCAUCGGACUCCGGCGACUCCCUCGUCCCUUUCUCGCCGGAGGCCGUGGGCCCGGUGACCCACCGCGUGCACCACGGCCUCAGGUCCCCACUCUUCCGCGUCUACGUCUCCUGGUCCCGCGGGAAUAACCUCCAGGUGGCGUGCAUCCGCCCCCCUCCCCCGGAUUCGGAAACCCUAGAUGGAACCGGCGCCGAAGGCCCCGAGGAGGAGAUCGGGGGAAAGGUGGUGGAGGUGAAGCUCGGCAAUGGCGAGGGGGAGGUCAGCGAAGCGGAGAGGCGGAGGAUUGCGUACGGGUCCGUUGCCCCCUUCGCGCUUCUCCAGAGUCAGAAGAAUUUGUUUGCAGCAUCGUCGAGGAUGCCGAACUCUUCGAUACGCACCGAAUGGUGGCAUCAUGUUCUGGAAUACAGUAAUAGCAUAUCCAAUCUGCUUGGGGAGCGGAAGCCUCUUCCUUCUGCUGUAAUUGAAGAUCCAAAGAUGAUCUUACAGCCUGGCGAGGAGCCUAAGAGUUUGAAGGCUGCGUGGCAGCUCAUGGAGAUAUUCUAUGUCGAUAAGCAGGUGUCGAGUUGGCUUCCGGAGUGUCUUGUUGAUUGGUUAGCAGACUACGACAGUCUCUUGACCAGGACUGAAAGUACAAUACAUACAAAGAUUUCCAGUCUCCAGAAAAAGCUUGAUACCUUGAAGGUUUUUGAGGAUGAUCCUGAUUACUGGGAAGGGCUGUCAGCAGCACUUGCAGUUGGAUGGCUUGACACUGUGGUAAAGUUGCUUAGAUUACAUGGAUCUUAUCAGUUGGAUCAGCUAGACAGCCGCGAGAUUGAAAAUGGGUUGGUAGAGGCGGUUGCUGUUCUUGUUUCAACAAUGCCGCGAAUGCGUCCUGAUUUACCACCUGGAAGAUUAGGUCAAUGCUGUAAGACCAAACAAGAAUAUAUCAAGGCAUGGGAAAAAUGGAGGGGUCAUGUAAGUAAACUCGAAAGCAGUGCAUUUUGGGUGCAAUGCAGCCACCCUGAAACUCGGGAUGGCUUGAGGAAUUUGCUUCAGAUCAUGCUGGGGAACAUCAAGAAUCUUACUGUUGCAACUUGUCAUUGGAUGGAGUUGUUUAUAUCGCACUUUCUCUAUAUAAGACCGUUCACAGUGGGUUUAGAAGGUAUGCAAAACUUGGCUCAGAAAUGUAUGCAGCUGAAACCAUCCUCCAAUUACAAUGGAUUGAUAAGACUUCUUACUGGUAUUUUUGGAGAAAAUCCGGAGGUUGUUUUAGCAGAGUGCUCAAAGUCAUUUGGAUCAUGGAUGGUUGUUCAUGCCAUGGAAUUGUUGACAGCUAGUAGUGAUAAUUUUGGUAUUCUGCUGCAUGAGGAACGGUAUAACUUGGGAGGUAUCAGCAUAGAGGAACUCCAUCGGCUUGGUUAUGCCCAAGUUUUGUCCUCUCAUCCUUUGACCUGGCAAAUUGCACCAACUUAUCUAGCAUCAUGCCCAAAGCAAGGUCUAGGUUUGCUGGAGAUUUUACUUUACAGACAGCCUGUACAAAAUUAUCAGUUAGUACUCAAGACUCUGGAGAUUUGUCGUUUAUAUGAACUGGAAAACAUCAGUUCAAGCAUCAUGAAGAUUGCUGGCAUGUGCCAUUGGAAGCAUGGUAGAAAAGGGUCUGGGGUUUACUGGUUUCAGCAAGCAGGUGACAAAGUUUCUCUUGACAGGAUUGCUCAACAGCUAUUUGAAAGUAUUGGGAAGUCAGUCUCUGAUGAUAGUUUCAAGCAAUGGGAGGGUUUGAUUGAAUUGCUUGGUUCAGAUGUUGGGACUGCCGGAGGCCUUGAGUUUCUUCACAAAUAUCGGGAUUUUAAACGAUCCCUUCACCUGGCGUUAGAAGGGAGAGCUGUCGAUGCUGCUCGACAGUCCAUGCAAUCACUUAUUCAGCUUAUGAGGAAUCCGUCUACACCGCAACGUUUCUGGCUCCCUCUUUUGCAUGACUCGGUUACUUUGUUGAAUUGGAAACCCCAGCCUCUAUUAAAUGUUGCCGAAACAAAUUUGCUGCUAAACAAGCUUCAAGAAUUAUCCAUGGCGAAGCUGCGCCCAGAUUACUGCGACACCAACUUGCCACCGCAAGCACUAAGCUCAGUUAGAUUAGCUCUCGCUGCAAAUCUCGGGCGUGCCAUUCUUGAAGAAUGCUGAGUUUAUUCACACUGUCAACUUCAUGGCUAAGCCAUUCUCAUUGUGGUAAAUUUCGAAUCAGCAGCAAUACUCAACACCGAUCCCUCUGAAGCUCAUUGAGGAAUGGAGCAACAAUGUAUCAUCGACGAGUAGCUUUCGACUCUGCAGCUUGUUUAUUUUUGGGAUCAUUAGUGUAACGUUAUGUGUUAUUUUCUUUAAUAUCGGACUGGCGAAAGUGGUACACCUAAUUUAUGUACAAUGCCAUAACUUAAAACUUUCUUGAAGAAGCUUGUUGUACAGUUCUGCUAAAAUUUUUACCAAUUUGAUACGGAGAGAAGGCAAAAUACUGACUAGAAUUGGAUGAGUUACAAGAGAUUAUCUAAGAAUAGCUUAUUAUGUA